Molecule: messenger RNA, 10233 nt
Organism: Scatophagus argus
Lineage: Eukaryota; Metazoa; Chordata; Actinopteri; Scatophagidae
Gene: tanc2a
Product: tetratricopeptide repeat, ankyrin repeat and coiled-coil containing 2a
Exons: 28
Coding region: 1453-7425 (1990 amino acids)
Biological process (GO): regulation of dendritic spine morphogenesis
Cellular component (GO): dendritic spine
Molecular function (GO): protein binding
Source: RefSeq, a predicted model, not a curated record
UCACCUUUUAACUUGAUAUGGCAAAUGGGUUAGUAAACAAUUGCUUAUUUACACAUCCAGACAUUACAGAGCAACAUUAGCGGAUGGAGACGUUUUCCUAGCUACCUGGAGAAUUUCAGCCCAGAAUUCCUCAGAAUUACUCUCUUUUAGCUCUGUUUUUGGUCUUGAUUAACUCCUGAGAGAAACAUCUGGCUCUUUAGCUGCUGCAUGCUCCACUGUGGUCUCCAGCUGGUCACCUACUGUGACUGCCUGCUGUUUGGAUGUGAGCAGGUAGUGUUCAGUGGGUGCUUUGUGUCUGGAAAUAACCCUAUGAAAGCAGUGAGAAUGAGCUGAAACAAGUAGCAGGCUAGACAGCUAAACAAUGAGUUAACGUUCACUGUAAGGCUCUGCUGGUUCACAUUGUCAUAUUGUUUUGACAUUGCCAUUACAAAAAGAGGACAUCUUUCUCCUUUUGUCAUUGAAAGGUUUUUUCAUUUGAUCAACAUAACAGAUUUUGAUUUUUUAGAAACAUCAGGUAAACAUAAUUUAGCUGAUAUUUAAUUCAACUCUGACUUUAUAAUACUUUUUUUUUCACAUUUGUCACAUUUUCUGGACUAAAGUGGAUUACAAUCUUCCAUCUUCACUGUGAUUUGUGGUCAGACGCUCGUCUGAUCUCGGAGAUGUAGUCUGACUUUAAUUGCAGCAUUUCUUUCUUUCCAGCCUUCUUUCACGUCUUCCUGCAGUUUUUUUCUCCCUCUUCUCAUAGAAGAAAAACACAGAAAAACAAGCGCGAGUUGUCUUUCUAAUCUUUCCUCGAGCUUCUCAACAUGUAACAGAUUACUCUUCCCGUUCAGCUCCUCCUGCAGUCCUUUCCUUUCUCUCGUGUGUGUGUGUGUGUGAGUGAGUGUGUUUUUGGGUUGGAGGAGGGGUUUGAUUUGCGGUGCAGUCAGACGAGGGAGGUCGUCUUUCAGACCAGAUAUGGAGGCUCCGCUGUUGAAAGAAAAACUCUCCUAACACUUGGAAACUUUACAUAGUGUGCUUCUGACCAAAGAGGACAUCAUCUGGACGGAGAUUUACACUUUCAACCUUUAUGCUUUAGUUUUUGUUUUGUCUCUUUGCAUGGUUUCAAGGAGGCUCUACCUGUGAAUCAAGAGGAUUGCAUCUUUUGGCUAAAAAGGACAAUAGCCAGUGGAUUACACCAUCUAGAUCUGCUGAGGAGCCCAGGACCAAAAAGAAGAGGUCCGAGUAGUGAUGUCAUCAUGUGCAUUAAAAUUUUCAGCAAGAAGGCUUCAUGGAGAGGACAAACAGCACAACAAUUCAACAAACCACACUGACUGCUGUGUUAAAGAAUCCUGCUCUCACUCAUCACAACAACUGUCACUUUUUUGGGCAGUAGCAACCCUUUGAUUUGUUGACUCCGCCUUCUACAUGGAACCGCUGUGAACCAAUCAGAACCCCCACUCCCGGCUAGCCAUGGACUGCACGGCGGCUAUUUUGAAAGCAUGCGCCCGCUCCAGGUCCAAGUGGUGUCGACACGAUCGGUCCUCCAUCCGACCGUGGAGAUCAGCGGAUGGCUGCUGUUGCGUCGGAGAUGUCGUGGCGGCGGGCGUCGUCAGCCAUGCGUCCUCCCUCCUACAGCGCUUGUUGUUUUACGUCUGCUGUUGUCUGUCGCACGAACAGAGCUCAGAGCUGCGUCAGGAAUGGGUGGAUCGUUCUGUAGGAGGAAGAGGAAGAAGCGAGGACGAAGGUGAAGAUGAGGAAUUAGGGCCACCUCCGUCAGUCGACGAGGCGGCAGACGCUCUGAUAACCAGACUAGGCUUCCUGCUUGGGGAAAAGAUCAUCAGUGGCGAACCAGGGUCCCAUGGCCAGGAUGAUGGACAGAGGAUCUCUCCGUCCUCCAGUCUGGCCAGUAGCAGCACCUCCCCCUGCUCCACACUGCAGCCUCCUGCUGGAGGAGAGAGCAAUAGCAGCAACAAGCUUGCCCCCUCCAACCAUGCCUCCGUCACCUCCCCCACCUCAACACUGGAGAGCAGAGACAGCGGCAUCAUAGCCACGUUGACCAGCUAUUCUGCUGAGUCAGCAGCAGAGAGGGAUGACAGCACCAAGUACCACGGUGAUGGCUACCAUGGCAGCAGCCUGAACCUCUGGCAGCAGGUGGGCCGCCCAGUGGUGGCCUCCACUUCCUCUUCCUGUAUGGCAGUGGCGGGAAGAGCGAAUGACGACUUCCUGUACAGAGCCGAGAACAACAUGGCCGCCUCUACUUACAGCCUCAACAAACUGCAUCCAGACCGAGGCCCUGGCCCCUCCCACUCACCAGGCUCCACCCAUUCCAUCCCUCUCUACCUCAUGCCCCGCCCUAAUUCAGUGGCUGCCACUAGUUCUGCCCAUCUUGAGGAUCUAGCCUAUCUGGAUGAGCAGCAGAGACACAUCCCUUCAAGGGCAUCCCUCAGAAUGCCAAGACAGAAUUCUGGGAGUAGUCGCAGUCAACAGGACCACAGAGUUUGUUUCAGUCCCUCUCUCAACCUGAAGCCCCUCCACUUUGAGAUUCCUGGCCUCUCCUCUGAUUGGCUGUUCACUGGCAGGGAGUGGCUCUUCCAGGAGGUGGACUCUUGUCUUCGCGGUGGCGACCCAUCAACCAGUCAGGGCGUGGUCAUCGUUGGCAGCAUGGGCUUUGGCAAAACGGCAAUCAUCGCUCGUCUGGUGGCGCUCAGUUGUCAUGGAAACAGGAUGUGGUCAACUGCAGGCAGCAACCAAACCACAUUUAAAAAUGUAGAAGCUGUUUCUUUCUCCCAUGAUUCCCUGGGAAGAGGAGGAGGGGGAGAUGAAGGAGGAGGAGGAAGCUGUCCUGGGACUCCAGAGAUGAGGAGGAGGCAAGAGGAGGCGCUGAGGAGGCUUGCAGGACAGGUAGUCUCAUAUCAUUUCUGCCAAGCUGAUAACUGUCACACCUGUCUGGUUCCGGAGUUUGUCCACAAUAUGGCGGCGAUGUUAAGCGACGCCCCUCAGCUGUUGGCGUAUCGGGAGCUGCUGCACCGGUCACCACAGCUACAGAGCAUGCUUAGUCUGCGCUCGUGCAUCCAGGAUCCCAGCUCUGCCCUCCAGAGAGGAAUACUCGAACCAUUGGACGCUCUCUGCAGAGAGAGGCAGUUGCAGGUAGAUGGGGCGGGGCUUAUUAUACUGAUCGAUGGGCUGAACGAGGCAGAGUUCCACCGGCCGGACUACGGUGACACACUGACUUCCUUCCUGUCCCGAAACAUCCAAAAAUUUCCUUCCUGGUUGAAGGUCAUUACCACAGUCAGGACCAGUCAGGAGGACAUCACGGGUUCUCUGCCUUUCCAUCACAUCUCUCUGGACAGGAUGGAAGAAAACAAUGCCAUAGACCAGGACCUGCAGGGUUACCUGAUGCAGCGGAUCCACAGUAGUGCAGAGAUCCAGAGCAAUGUAUCGCUGAGCAAUGGCCGCCUUGACAACACAGCGCUGGCCAAGCUGAUCAGCCACCUGAAGAGUCUGAGUAAAGGAUCGUACCUGUACCUGAAACUGACCCUGGACCUGAUCGAGGGAGGAUACCUGGUUCUAAAGAGCUCGAGCUUCAAGGUGGUUCCUGUGAGUCUCGCAGAGGUGUACCUGCUGCAGCUCAACAUGCGCUUUCCGACCCAGUCGUCUUUUCAGAGAGUUCUGCCACUGCUUAACGUUACUGUGGCAUCUCUGCACCCGCUGACCGACCAGCAGCUGUUUGAGGUGGUCAAUGCAGGUGCUAUGAGUGGAGGAACGCUGCACUGGGUGGAGUUUGCGCACCGUCUGGAGCAGCUCUCACCUUUCCUGAUGCGGCGGAACGACGGCAGCAGGAUGCUAAACCAUGCCUCCUUCAGGGAGUGGCUGAUGUGGAGAGAGGAGGGUCAGGAUGACAGGUUCCUCUGCGACCCCAGGAGCGGUCACACUCUCCUGGCCUUCUGUCUCUGCAGACAAGAAGGAAAGUUGAAUCGACAGCAGACACUAGAGCUCGGACAUCACAUCUUGAAAGCACACAUCUACAAGGGUCUGAGUAAGAAGCUAGGGGUUUCCUCCUCAGUUCUGCAGGGGCUGUGGCUGUCUUACAGCACAGAGAGCCUGAGCCCUGCUCUCUCAUCGCUGCGCAACCUCUACACACCAAACAUCAAGGUGAGCAGGUUGCUGAUUAUGGCUGGGGCUGAUGUGAAUUUCCGCAGUGAUGUCCUCAGCAAUGCCCCCCUGCUGUGUGUCCACGCUCACCUGGGCCACAGAGACGUCGUGGGACUGCUGCUCGACCAUGGAGCUCAGGUGGAUGCUCAGUCACAUGAUGGUUUGACUGCAAUGGGAUUCGCUGCUGCAGCUGGACAUCUGGACAUUGUCACCAUGCUGUGUCAGCAUACAGCUAAGGCAGGUCACGUGGACAGCUCAGGUCGAUGUGUGUUGGUUCACGCGGCUCAGCGAGGCCACAUCGAAGUGCUGUGCUUCCUGCUAAAGCAUGCCGACUGGAGCUGCACUUCCUGCUGCGGCCAGAGGGGGGCGAGCAGGUGCCAGGCAGUGCAGCAGGCUUUAAUUGCAGCGGCCAGCAUGGGCCACACCGAGAUGGUGUCGUACCUCCUGGAUCUUCCAGAGGAGGAUGAGGAGGCUGAAGAGAGACCUGAGAUGAACACGGCUGACAGUCUGUGGGGAGAGACAGCUCUGACAGCAGCAGCAGGCAGUGGCCGGUUGGCUGUGUGCAGACUGUUGUUGGAUCAGGGGGCUGCUGUUGAGCAAGGCAACAGACGGGGUGUGGCCCCACUAUUCAGCGCUGUGAGACGAGACCACUGGCAGGUGGUGGAGUUGUUACUGAACCACGGGGUGGACGUGAACAUGAUCGACCAGCAAGGUCGAACAGCUCUUAUGACAGCAGCCUCAGAGGGACAUAUAACCACUGCCCAGCUGCUACUGGAUCACGGAGCCUCUCUUGAUCAGACUGACAGGGAAGGGUUAACGGCGCUGAGCUGGGCAUGUCUGAAAGGCAAGCUCCAAUUGGUCAGAGAGCUGGUGGAGAGAGGUGCAGCAACAAUUCAUGCUGACCGCAGUGGACGGACACCUUUGGAUUUGGCUGCCUUCUGCGGUGACCCAGAAGUGGUGCAGUACUUGGUAGAUCACGGUGCGUCAGUGGAGCAUGUGGAUUGCAGUGGGAUGCGUCCUCUGGACCGAGCAGUCGGCUGCAGAAACACCUCAGCAGUCAUCGCUCUGCUCAAAAAGGGAGCCAAAAUAGGACCAGCAACCUGGGCCAUGGCAACCUCUAAACCAGACAUCUUAAUGGUUCUGCUUAGUAAACUGAUGCAAGAGGGAGACAGACUGUACAAGCAAGGUAAAGCAAGGGAAGCUGCUCAUUCCUAUCAGUCAGCUCUCCAGAAGUUUCCAGGGGAUGAGCUGAAGACCUUCAGACAGCUGAGAGUGUGUGUGCUGCUCAACCUCUCACGCUGCCACCGCAAGAUGAAUGACUUUGACCUUGCUGAAGAGUUUGCCACCAAGGCGCUGGAGCUGAAAGCUAAAUCCUAUGAAGCCUUUUAUGCCCGAGCUCGUGCCAAACGCAGCCGCAGACAGUUCCAUGCGGCCCUGGAGGACCUGAUUGAGGCCAGCCGCCUGUGCCCAUCCAACCGGGAGAUUCAACGCUUGCUGUCCCGAGUCAAAGAGGAAUGUUGGCAGGAUAGACAACAGCAACAACCUACCCCUCCUUCAUCCCAUCAUGUUUAUCAUGCUGCUGUCAGUGAGCCCAGGAGCAGAGAUUCUGGUUGUCUGCAGGUGCAGGACAGGGAAGGGCUUACAGAGGAAGAGGAGGAGGAGGAGGAGGAGGAGGAGGAGAAUUACAAAGAACGAAGAGUUCUUCCUCACUCCUCGUCCUACCACCCUCCGUCUGUGGCUCAAAGUCUUGACACCCACAGCCACCCUGGGGUGCCAUCACCUUCCUCUGUCUCCCCAACUCACCAGUAUCGUCACCUCCCCGGCUCCACCCACUCUCCCUCCUCUUCUUCUCCCUGUCAAUCUGCGUCUCCUCCUCCAUCCUCCUCCUAUUGUCAUUUCAGCCCACCUACCUCCCCAAUGCAGCAUCAGCAGCAAGCCAGCCCAAUGUCAGAAGGUAUGCCUGCCUUGUCAGGAAGUGGAGGUCUACACCACCAUCCACAGUCCAUCUCAGCCCACUCAGACCAGAGCCAGGGAGUGCAGCAGUACCACCAUCUGUCCAAUCAGAGAUCCUUCCAGAAGCAGAACCCUGUCCAAGGCCAGUGGCUCCAACCUGCCAAAGUCCAGGUUGUCAGAACCAGUCAGCCCAGUUCCUCGGCCCACUCCAGCAUGAUUUUGGGAAGUUCUGCCUACUCCCAGUUUGGCCAACUACCCCAAGAACUAGCUGAGCUGGGGGAAGGCAUUUACCCAAGUCCCCUAGAUAUCAGGCCUGGUCUGCAGGUCCAGACUGGUCUGAGCUCUGGAACCUCAUACCCAACAAACGAUGUGGAUGUUGACUACAUUUGCCAGGCACGACCUACAUUUGCCUAUGGGAGAGAAGGAGGAGGGGAGAGGGCAGCGAUAAAUCGGUUUGGCCAGGCCCGUCAGUUAAACCGCAACCAAUCCAAAGCAGCCUAUUACCCUCUGGAAGUUACUGAGGCAUCAAUGGGGCCUCCUGAUAGCUUUUCAUUAUCACACCAAUAUCACCACCAGACUGGACUACGACGGCCACUCAGUGCCCACCCAACCUCUUCCUCAGCUCCUCCCCCGAGGCCUCUUAUCCACUCUCAGAGCAUCAACGUUCGUUUCUCCGCCAGUAGCAGCAGCCUCACUGGUGGGCAGCCUGUUAAUCAUAGCCCGGGUUUCAGGACGUCUGCCUCCGCCCAGCAGAUGGAUCUACCGUCAGAUCUGGCUUCUGUUGGAGAGGUUACUGGCUACCAUGAUGAUCUAUUUCUGAUUUCCUCUCCCCAGUCUGAAAUGUGCAUGGUGGCAGGUGGAACUUAUCCUGGAGAGGCAGGCCGUUCAUCUAGAAACACUCCUUUUAUGGGAGUUAUUGACCGAACUGCAAGGGUGCACCAGCAGUAUCAACAACAAGGUCCUUCCAGUUCUUCAUCCUGUCUUAGCCCGUCCCGCUCCUGGGCUGUGUCUUCAGUGGAUACGGUUGUCACCUCACCCAGCAAAAGUCCCACCAGUCAAGGUCAGCUCCAGCCGUCCUCCAUUGCCUACCACAACCGUAGCAACAACAAUGCCCACAACGGUCACCUACUCCAUGAUUGCUAUGAGGUUCUGCCGGGCAACUGUUCUCAGAGUGAAGGCUCAGGGCAGGUUGCCAGUCAGAAUCCCUCCUACCGGGAUGUGAAGUUGGCUCGAACGCUGCCGGUGAUCCAUGGCUGCUCAGACAGACCGAGUGAUAAACAGGCAGGCCCUACGUCCCCUGUCAAACCAAAAAGACCCUUUGUAGAGUCCAACGUAUAAAGAAGCGCUUAAAUGUUAAUUCUGAUAUAAAGGAGGAAAAAGAACAUAUAUGCACUAUAUUCCAAGAUUCACUGGGGCUAUGAAAUUAUAAAGGCCUAGUUAUGCUUGAAACGAACUACUUUUUGGGCGUGUAGUUCAUACAGUGUUCUGAGGUGCAAUACGCAAUAAUCAUUCCAGUGUGGACAACAGCAUACACUUUCAGUCUCUCUUCAAAAGUAUUCAUAGAGCAUGAAUACAAGAGUGCAAGGGAGCUUGAGAGACAAGUUACUGCCUACAUUUUCACUUGUGCGCAACUGGACGAGCGCUGUGUGAAAUCAGGGUGGGAAAGAUAAGCAUUUCAUUUGAAGCAGACUGACUCCUUUAUUGUUAUUGUGACAGGGGAAAGUAGAAAUCAUACGUACAAGUUUGAUGUCGAAAUUAUUGCCAGUUACUGGUCAGGUCUGUCAAUUAACCUGCCAGAGAUGAAGACAAUAAGCAAGGACAAAGGACAGAAGGAGGGACAAGAGUGCUUUAACAUGAGACAGCUCCUGUCAUUAUAAAGCACAAGAAGAAAAAGAUUUGAGGAAAAUCAGAAAAAUAUUUCCCUUACUCUCUGUCCAUUUCAGCAGUGGUUUACAGUACAUUUCAAAAGCGAAGUCUCUCUGAAUACCUACAAUGCAUUACUCAAGAGUACUCUAGGUGGUGCCAUUGAGUCAACCUAGAGUGACACAGAAACACCACUAUCAUCUUUGUCUGCUGCUGAUGCCUUUAGUGAAGAUUUUCAUUUCAGGUGCUGAAAUGAUACAACGACUGGAAACCUGAAACUUGUGCCAGUCAGAUGCUGGUCAGCGACCCAAUCCUAAGCCAUAGUUUGUGAAACUAGGAUAAUGCUGUCAUUGAAUAAGCUCUGACUUGCUGUUUAUAAAGUAAGAAUAAGCGAUAUUUAACUUUAUUAAGUUAUAUCUGUAUUAAACUGUAUAAAUAUUGUUUCUCUUAAAACUGUAUAUUCUUUUUGGAUAUGUCUUGAUAUGUUUAUUUUUUUGUUUUUUUGGGUUUUUUUUGGUAAUUGUUAUUUAGUUUUUUGGGGGUUUUUUUUCCACACAGAUUGGCAAAAUGGCAAAAUGGAAACCAUCUUUCCAGAUAAGUUGAAGUUCAGCUUUGCUCCUUGUGUAUGGUGGCAUUGAUCUGCAGCAACCGGGCUGCCUUUAAGAUGUUUUUUUUUUCUGUUUUCUUCAGGCAGUUUUUUUUUCUAUUAAGGUGUUUUGUAUUAUGUAGUCAUAAAGAUCUUAAUUUAUGCAAAUCUAAAGGAUCCCAACUGAUUUUCUAUGGUUCUUUAUAUUAUCAUAGAAACAGUGCUUUCAUGUCCCAUGAGCUGGUAAAUGGCUCCUUCUGCUGUCAGUAAAUUAAUUAAAGCCAACUGAUAUUCACUAAGCCCCUGGACCAAAAAAAGGAACUCUAAGCAAAGCAAAUCUAAUUAUAGCUCAGCAACUGUAACAAUGCAGAACAUGACUAAUCAACUUCUGGAUUUUUGUUUAUUGUAUUAUUGUUAUUGUUCUUUCUAGCCUUUCCAAAACCAAAAACACAAGCAAAUGCAAGGAAUAGAUUGAACAGUAUUUACCUGUGAGCUGCAUCAUUAGCAUGCCCGGCUAACUAGCUUGCUAUCUGCAGUAGGGUUGAGUGUUACUUCUGCGGUCAAGGAGCACCUGUCAUACCUGAAAUGCUAGAACUAAUUAGCUCUACACUACAUACAAGAAAAAUGCUGUUUCUUUGUAUAUGCUUUCUAGUAUUACGGGAUGCAAAAUGUUUGCCUUAUUUUAGCACAAUAUCUUGGAUGUAGCCAGCCACUAGCUAGGAAGUUACAGCUGAUAAAAUCAGCCAGCAGAAGUUCUCAUUUCAGAUGGAAAAAUCAACGACUGAUAGAUAGAAAUAAGUUUAUCUCAGUCUAAAAUCGAGGACCAAUUAUUCCACAAGUUACUAAAAACAUUAAAUGGCAAAUCUGACGGGCCUCGUCUAUUAACUAAAUAUCUGCUGUGUUGGAAUGGCAUGCGCGACAGGCUUAGCGACACUAAGAGAAGGCGGUUAGCUAAGCAAAGCUUUCAUUUUUUAAAAUGUAUGCUUAUGAAUGCCUGUUUUUUUUUGUACAUUUCUUUUUAUGUUUCUAAUGAAUCAGCAGCUUACUCUCAGAGUUGCUGAUGGACCUUCUGACCUCUCUGUCACGGUACAGCCUCUGUGACCACUGCCCUUAUUUCUUACUGCUCAGGAGUUUCUAGCUGUGAGAGGAUUUGGUAAUACUUAACCACAAGCCGUUUUCACGGUCGAACUGCUGCGUAUGACGUGUCAUUCGGGCCAGCUACAAUGAAGAAGUACUUUAUUAGCAAGUUGAUUGGAUGUUCAAGAGUAGUUUGAAAUGAUUAAAAUACUAAAGUGUGGAAAGCGUGGCUUGUCAUAGUGCAUCAGUGUUGGUUUAAAUCCUUGGGCAGGAUGACAGAUGUGAUGUCUGUCAAUAAAACAAUGUAUUGUAUAUGUAGGAUGUAACCCCCCCAACCUGCUAAGGGGGCGCCAAGCCCAGAGUCUGGUACACUACAGGUAACUGAGCAUUAUUUCCACCUGUCUGUUGCAACAGAUGUUGAGUGUGUGUUUCCUGUUAGUGGGUUUAUUGUGGGCUUUUCACCGUGUGUAACAUAGGUUAAUAUUUAAAACCCAAGAUGGUUAUAACAAUAUGAGCAUCAUUAUUAAACACUUAAAACAACAUGAAUGUGUCAUCUCAUGUGGAGUUCCUGACUGCCAAAUGAGCAUUACAAAGAGGAAUAAAGCUGAAAGAAAGACAAA